CUAGAAAUGACUGCUGUUACUGCAGGCAACGUUAACUUCAAAUGGGACCCCAAAAGCUUGGAGAUAAGAACGCUGGCAGUUGAAAGACUACUUGAGCCUCUUGUUACACAGGUAACAACACUGGUUAACACUAGCAACAAGGGCCCCUCUAAUAAAAAGCGAGGACGUUCUAAAAAGGCCCAUGUUUUGGCUGCUUCAGUUGAACAAGCGACAGAGAAUUUCCUGGAGAAAGGAGACAAAAUUGCAAAAGAGAGCCAGUUCCUUAAAGAGGAGCUGGUAGCAGCUGUGGAAGAUGUUCGUAAGCAAGGUGACUUGAUGAAGAGCGCUUCGGGGGAGUUCGCAGAUGACCCCUGCUCCUCGGUGAAACGAGGGAACAUGGUCCGAGCGGCACGCGCCCUCCUCUCCGCCGUUACUCGGCUGCUGAUUUUGGCCGACAUGGCAGAUGUCUACAAGCUGCUCGUUCAACUCAAAGUAGUGGAAGAAGGUAUCUUGAAGCUAAGAAAUGCUGGCACGGAGCAGGAUUUGGGUAUCCAGUACAAAGCCCUCAAACCAGAGGUGGACAAGCUUAACAUAAUGGCAGCCAAAAGACAACAGGAGUUGAAAGAUGUGGGUCACCGCGAUCAGAUGGCGGCAGCCAGGGGAAUUCUGCAGAAGAACGUUCCCAUUCUUUACACAGCGUCCCAGGCCUGCCUGCAGCACCCUGAUGUGGCCGCGUACAAAGCGAACAGGGACUUGAUCUACAAGCAGCUUCAGCAGGCGGUCACGGGCAUCUCGAACGCCGCUCAAGCAACUGCCUCGGAUGAUGCUGCCCAGCAGCAGGGUGGAGGUGGAGAGCUGGCUUAUGCUCUGAACAACUUUGAUAAACAAAUUAUUGUGGAUCCAUCGACCUUCAGUGAAGAACGUUUUAGGCCUUCCCUGGAAGAGCGCCUGGAGAGCAUCAUUAGCGGAGCAGCCCUGAUGGCUGAUUCAUCCUGCACACGUGAUGACCGACGGGAACGUAUAGUUGCUGAGUGUAAUGCAGUGCGACAGGCCUUGCAGGAUCUGCUUUCGGAAUACAUGGGGAACGUGCGCUUGCAGAAAUAUACUGCUCCAAACAAGUACAGUUUCCUUGAUCUUAAUUGCACGAUUUUGCUUUUCUUCCCUAAGCUGCUUCGAGCAUCAGAGAUGCUUGAAAAUGAAUGGGCGAGUGUUGUGGUGUAG
Messenger RNA from Tauraco erythrolophus (red-crested turaco), 1200 nucleotides. The record is from RefSeq and is a predicted model, not a curated record. Lineage: Eukaryota; Metazoa; Chordata; Aves; Musophagiformes; Musophagidae.